AUGUCAUACUUUGUGAGCCCGGAGUUCCUGCGAGUCCUGCUCCUCGGCCUCAUCACCUCGGUGCACAUGACAUGGCGAAGGCUGAUCAAUCAGAUCGUCCCGGAACCCUACCUCGACGAAUACUUCCAUAUUCCUCAGGCUCAGGCGUACUGGCUAGGGAAGUGGUCACAGUGGGAUCCCAAAAUCACCACUCCGCCGGGCGUCUACGUCUUUUCCUACGCCAUCAAUGCCGUGCGGAAUGCCUUCUCCCAAAAAGGCGUGAGCGCUUCGGUCAACGAGUGGAGAUUGACAAACGUGCUGUUACUGUAUCUGUUCCUUGUCGCAUUAUACGUUCUGGCGGCCGUCGGGAGGAGGGCCGUGCAUCAUGAAAGCGUUCUUCAGCGGGAGUUCAGCAUCAUCUGCUUCCCAUUGAUUUUCUUCUUCUCUGGCAUCUAUUACACCGAUCUGUUCAGCGUGUUCACCGUGGUCCUCUGUGAGGUAUUCUGGGCUGCAGGGUCCAAUGCGCAGGGGUCUCUCAAGGUCCUCUACCAGACGUUGCAUCUCCUGGCUGGGUUGGUGUCCUUGGCCGCCCGGCAGACGAACAUCUUUUGGGUCGCGGUGUAUCUGGGGGGGCUUCAGGCCAUCGAAAGCGUUAAACAGAGAGUGGGCGCGCGUGAGGUCCAUGAUCCUCCCGUGUCUGAAUCAUACUUUGAAGAUUUUCCCAUCACAAGCAUUUCUCUCGCCCAAUCUACCGUCCCCAUGAUACCCCAGCUUCUUGUCGACUUGUGGCCACAGUUGUCGCUCCUCGGCGCGUUCGCCGCAUUCGUCGUCUGGAACGGUGGUGUAGUCCUCGGAGACCGAGACAACCACAUCGCAACCAUCCACCUUGCCCAGAUGCUCUAUAUUUGGCCGGCCAUCGUCUUCUUCUCGUGGCCCGUCCUGCUCCCGCUUUUCUCCGACCUCUGCGGUCUCCGUCAACGACUCCCUAGAGUGACCACGACAGUGAGCUUCCUCGCUCUCAUGCUCGUUAUCGUCAAUUUCAAUACCAUCGUACACCCCUUCACCCUCGCCGACAACCGACACUAUACAUUCUACGUCUUCGCCAUCCUCAGGAAACACUGGCUCGUCAGAUACGCGGCCGUCCCGGUCUACUAUCUCUGCGCUUGCAUGGUUCUGGGGAGGCUCGGCGGUGUGACGGACGCGGUAUCGUCGUCGUCGUCUACAAAGCCCUCGCGGAUCCUGUACGGCGACGACGUCGUGCGCGUCAGCUUCAUCCUCGUCUGGCUCGUCGCGACGUCCUUGUCGCUCAUCGCCGCCCCGCUCGUCGAACCUCGAUACUUUCUGGUCCCGUGGUUGACGUGGCGCCUGGCCGUGCCGGAAUACAUUGCGCCGUCGGCCGAGAAGUGCACGAGGUCGGAGCUGGAGACACAGGUUUCUACGCCGAAGGACAAGGCGCGCCUCCCAGUGUCGGCACUGCAGGCGCUGCUGAGGACGGCGGCCGCGCAGUCGGCCUGGCUGGAACUGGCGUGGUAUCUCGCCGUCAACGCCGUCACGUGCUACAUGUUCCUGUACAGAGGGUUCGAAUGGUCCCAGGAGCCGGGCAACGUCCAGAGGUUCAUGUGGUAG
This is a messenger RNA of Fonsecaea nubica, 1605 nucleotides long. RefSeq lists its product as hypothetical. Gene Ontology annotation, biological process: dolichol-linked oligosaccharide biosynthetic process; protein N-linked glycosylation. NCBI's taxonomy places the organism in Eukaryota, Fungi, Ascomycota, Eurotiomycetes, Chaetothyriales, Herpotrichiellaceae. The record is from RefSeq and is a predicted model, not a curated record. Gene Ontology annotation, cellular component: endoplasmic reticulum. Gene Ontology annotation, molecular function: dolichyl pyrophosphate Glc2Man9GlcNAc2 alpha-1,2-glucosyltransferase activity. Bases 1 to 1605 code for a protein of 534 amino acids. The transcript has 2 exons.